AUGAGGACUACAGUACGGGCUACGAUAGCCCUCGCGCUAGUCGCGACGGUGUUAUUGGUGAAAAUUCAUCUCGAUUCUCUGUCGCAAUGGCAGGAUUCUGGUGAUCGCAGGACUUCUAUUCGCGACACCUACGUAUUAGAUGGCGACGCAUAUAUCGAGCUGGUCUCGGCGGAACCGACCUCGACAACUUCCAACCCAACGCGGAGGAAAUGGAUUCCCACGGCUCGACCGACUCCCCGUUUGAUGGCCGCCAGUGCGAAACCCAAGCGCGUCCCCGUCGAUGUCCCCGGCGCCGAAUGGUCAUGGGGAGGUCCUUGGUACGAACCCAGCAAAUUAAGCAAAUUAAGCAAUUCGCAAAAGCUGCAUGCGCAGCAGCUCGGGCCGAUACAACAGCUACAGCAGAGUAAUGGGCGAAAGGCAGCGCCUUCAUCAAGUGCGCCGCCCCGUCCGAAAGUGACUCCGAAAUCGGAUCGCAUAAUUGUUUUGGGUAGAAUGUCCUACGAAGAUACAAAUUGGCUGGAAGACGAGUUGCCAGAAUGGCAGCAUGCAGUAUACACAGUUGACGAUCCGGGGGCACCUCUCACUGUUGAUCAGAACAAGGGCAAAGAAAGCAACACCUACCUCAAAUACAUUUUGGAUAAUUACGACAAGUUGCCCGAGUACAUGGUCUUCCUACACGCCCACCAAUGGAGCUCCCACGUCGAAUUCUGGGAGCAGGACAAUGUCCUCACCGUCCAGAGACUGCAGCUCGAUUAUCUCCGCAAGUCGGGCUACGUCAAUCUACGCUGCGACUGGAGCCCCGGUUGUCCCGAUGAAGUCCAGCCAUUUAGACAAAUGGCAGGUCGCACGACCGAACUCGCCUUUGCAGGUGCUUGGAUGCGCAUUUUCAACAACACAGAUGUCCCCGAGAUGGUCGCGACACCUUGCUGUGCUCAAUUUGCCGUGACAAGGGAGCAGGUCCUUAAGCGUCCGCGCAGUGACUAUGAGUCUUACCAUCAUUGGCUCAUGACCACGGAAUUGGACGAUGAGACGAGUGGUCGGGUCUUUGAAUACCUGUGGCAUAUCAUUUUCGGGCAGGAUCCCGUGUUUUGCCCGGCAAAGGCGCAGUGCUACCGCAAUGUAUAUGAUAUGGACUAUGAGGAGCCGCCAGAAGACCCGUGGGGUGACGAUUUCUGGGGCGAUUGGAUCGAUGAUGUCCCUGACGAGAUAUGA
This is a messenger RNA of Penicillium salamii, 1212 nucleotides long. The record is from the annotation of a GenBank genome assembly. Lineage: Eukaryota; Fungi; Ascomycota; Eurotiomycetes; Eurotiales; Aspergillaceae.